This is a messenger RNA of Perca fluviatilis (European perch), 2201 nucleotides long. RefSeq names its product ALG2 alpha-1,3/1,6-mannosyltransferase (gene alg2). Bases 182 to 1399 code for a protein of 405 amino acids. The record is from RefSeq and is a predicted model, not a curated record. NCBI's taxonomy places the organism in Eukaryota, Metazoa, Chordata, Actinopteri, Perciformes, Percidae. The transcript is spliced from 5 exons. Gene Ontology annotation, molecular function: alpha-1,3-mannosyltransferase activity; GDP-Man:Man(1)GlcNAc(2)-PP-Dol alpha-1,3-mannosyltransferase activity.
GAAACAGGCGCCAUUGUGGUUUAAACAUGAAAGCGCGAUUAGCCUGCUCACAAUAGAUGAUUUUGAGCCAACAUGGCGUCUAGACAGUAGAGUUUCAUUACAGUUCAUGCUGCUACGGUGGACUAGACGAGCAUAAUAACAGAUUUCCAAACUCAGACAAGGUAGACAGGAGAUCCAAAGGAUGGCGCGGGUCGUGUUCCUCCAUCCAGACCUUGGUAUUGGUGGAGCAGAGCGACUGGUGGUCGAUGCUGCUGUUGCUCUGAAGUCUCAGGGAUGUGGCGUUCAGAUAUGGACGGCCCAUUACGACCCAACACACUGCUUCUCUGAGACCCUGGACCCAGAACUGCCUGUGGUAUGUGUGGGUGACUGGCUACCCACCAGUGUGUUUGGUUACCUGCAUGCCCUGUGUGCCUACCUGAGGAUGAUCUACGUGGCACUCUAUCUGGUCUUCCUCAGCGGAGUUGAGUACGAUGUCAUCUUCUGUGAUCAAGUGUCAGUGUGUAUCCCGGUGUUGCGACUGUCCCGUCGCAAGAAGAAGGUUUUGUUUUACUGUCACUUCCCAGACCAGCUGCUGACCCAGAGGAAGUCAGCCUUGAAGAAGCUUUACCGCACUCCUAUUGACUGGCUGGAGGAACGCACCACUGGCAUGGCUGAUAUGAUUCUAGUAAACAGCCAGUUCACCGCAGGCAUCUUCAGCGAGACCUUUCGUGGUCUAAGAGGAGUCCAGACAGAUGUCCUCUAUCCCUCCCUCAACACGUGUACCUUUGACCAGCAGUCCAGUCAAGCACAAGGCCUGGGAGGGCUGCUCCCUGAGGGAACCUCCUUCCUGUUUCUCUCUCUAAACCGAUACGAGAGAAAGAAGAACCUGGGGCUGGCUCUGGAGGCUCUUGCAUUCCUGAGGUGCGGCCUUCCUCUAGGCAAGCGAGCAGGUAUUCACCUGGUGGUGGCGGGGGGCUACGAUGACCGAGUUACAGAGAAUGUUCAACAUUAUACUGAACUGAAAGAGCUAGCAGCGCAGCUCCACUUGGAGGACUGUGUCACUUUCCUUCGCUCCCCCACUGAUUCACUAAAGGUGGCGCUGCUGCGGGGCAGCACAGCCGUGCUGUACACCCCGAGCAGAGAGCAUUUUGGGAUUGUUCCCAUAGAGGCCAUGUACUGCUGCUGCCCUGUUAUCGCGGUGAACUCUGGGGGCCCCCUGGAGAGCGUGGCAGACGGGGAGACGGGCUUCUUGUGCGAGCCCACGGCAGAAGCCUUCUCUAAGGCCAUGGAGAGGCUCGUUAGGGAGCCACAGCUCUGCAGGGACAUGGGCCAAGCUGGGAGGAAGAGGGUGCAAGAUAAAUUUUCUCUUCAGGCCUUCUCCGACCAACUGUACGGGUACAUUGUCAAGCUGAGCAAGUGAUGUGAAGGCUGGAGGAGAGGCAGGAGACAGGUGGAAAAAUGAUCCUCUACUGAACUGUGAAUUGUCUGUGGACGAUUGGGGCCUGCAGUGAGGUGAUGUGGAUGUCUUCUAACAGGGAAUGUAUGUGUAAAUGUGCAGGGAGGUGGGGGGGGGGGGUUAUGAGGACUCAGAGGACAAUCAGCAUUCCCCUGGAGGGGUUGCUGAGAGGGAAAAAAAAGGACGGAAUCUCUGAACCAAUUAAGAAAAGAGUAACGAGUUUACCUACCCUAUCUCUGGAAAGGAAACCACACCUGCAAAUGUGUACGUGGGUGUGUGUAAUUGUACAUGUGUAGCAGCACUGCAACCAAGAGCCUAGCAAAUUAAGUGAAAUGUUUUGCACUGUGUAUGUUUUUUUUUUUUCUUGCUUUGCUGCAGUAGUCUUUGUCUUUGUGUUUGGGGGAUGAAGAAGAAGAAUGUAUUUACCACCAUGUGCCAUCAGGCAGUGCACAGUCCCAGAUCGAUAAACAGGAUGCUUUCCGCUACUUCCUGUCUGCCCAGAGCUUUGUUCCUGUCCUCGCAUUCAGAAGACGCUGGCCUGUUCAUGACUCUUGCUGCCACAUGGAGGUUAUUAGCAGAUGAUAGAGAGUGUUUGGCUUUAUUAGAGGUCUGGUUGAUGGGCAGUGUGGCUUUGUCUGGGUCAUUAUCAACGAGGGGAAUAGCAGAAGGUCGUUGUGUCUGCACGCUGGCCUUCUCAGCCCUCCUACUGUAUAGAAAUGCUCUUAUUGACAUUCCUGAAGUCUUAAUAAACAAGAAGACACAUACA